Helianthus annuus (common sunflower) is the source of this 1587-nucleotide messenger RNA. RefSeq lists its product as uncharacterized. Bases 37 to 1416 code for a protein of 459 amino acids. Lineage: Eukaryota; Viridiplantae; Streptophyta; Magnoliopsida; Asterales; Asteraceae. The transcript has 16 exons. Gene Ontology annotation, molecular function: nucleosome binding; nucleic acid binding; zinc ion binding. Gene Ontology annotation, biological process: chromatin remodeling. Gene Ontology annotation, cellular component: Swr1 complex. The record is from RefSeq and is a predicted model, not a curated record.
UACCAAACAAACCGGCCUAAUUUCCAGAAAAAAAAAAUGGGAACGAGAACAAACUUCUACAAGAACCCUUCUUUCACAUACAACAAAGAUUUCGAUCUCACCUCUGUUCUUCAAAACCUAAAGGCUUACAAUGCCGCCACCGGAAACCCCACUUCGCCGGAAGAAAAACAAGUCUCCGGCGACCGGAAACUCUUCUCACAAUCCCACCGCCGCAAGCGACGGAGGAAUUCCCCGGCCCUUGAUUCCAGAUCCCGAGUUGAAGAGACUGAGGGACCCAUGUCUCAUUAUGAUUAUAUUCACAAAAUUAGGAAGGAAGCUAACUCAAGUCAGUCUUUUGAACAAUUAACUAGUGAUGUGUUGGAGAGUUCAACCACAGGUGGACGAUUAGUGGGGUAUGAUAGUGACAAAAGUAGUUCAUCGCAAGGUGAAGAGAAUCGUGUAUCUGGUUCGAUCCAGAAUGUAUAUGAAGAAAAGAAGGAUCCAGUUAAUGAUGGAAAUAUAGACACCACUAAUCUUGUAAAGGAAAGAAGUCAGCAGCGGUUUCCAGUCCCCGGAGAGCCCGUAUGUGUUGUCUGUGGCAAAUACGGGGAAUAUAUAUGCGAUGAGACCGAUGACGAUAUCUGCAGCAUGGAUUGCAAAACCGAGCUUUUGGAGAAUCUUAAGCUUUCGCAGGGGCCUCGAAGCAACCAAAGUAUAGUUGAAGCAUCGUGUGGACCUAAAGUCCCAUUACAAGUUUUUGAAAGUGGAGGAGACACUUGGGAUUUCAACCGUCAUCGCUGGUCAACAAGGAGAUCCAGCCUAUCUACUUAUGAAUGUGUGAAAUGUAAAAAGGCUGGUCAUCUUGCUGAAGAUUGUUUAGUUGCAUCUGGUAACCAGGCAUCAUCAUCAUCUUCAAAUGGAUCAAAUGUUAUACCCAAGGAUCUUCUUGAACUAUACAAAAGAUGCCACCAAAUCGGCAAGAAUUCUGUAGCAGCCAAAUGCAACGCCUGCCAUAGGGUAUCUACUCUGGCAACAUGCCUUGAUUGUAAAAUAUCAUUUUGUGAUAGUGCAGGACACUUAAUGGAGCAUAUCCAGACACAUCCUUCGCAUAGAAAGUAUUACUCCUUUAAGCUCAACCGUCUUGUUAAAUGCUGUAAAUCAAGUUGUAAGGUGACUGAUAUCAAAGAUCUUCUUGCUUGUCACUUUUGCUUUGAUAAAGCCUUUGACAAGUUCUAUGACAUGUACAACGCAACCUGGAAAGCCGCAGGAAUUUCAAUCAUCACGGGCUCCGUUUGUUGUGAAGAUCACUUUGCUUGGCACCGGAUGAAUUGCUUGAAUGCAGGAGUGGAAGAUAGCGCGUAUAUUUUCAACAAGCACUCGUUAUGCAACAUUUUAAACUUACCAAUAGCGGAGACUAAAGCUGGUGUAACAUGUUAGCUGCAAAUAUUCAUGACACCUUGCACAAAAGAUUUGUGACCUGCAUUGAGUUUAGUGCUCGUGUCGAACUUUUUCAGCAUGUACGCAACACUCGAAUCUGGUUAGCAUGCAUUUCUAACAGUUUGUACCUUCUCAAAGUUAAGUUGAACAUGUUCACAUGUUUUUGUCUUG